AUGCGGGGAUGCGCGCAAGGUCACGCCCUUGUGAUGGGAUGGGAGGAAGCGGUCAACUCGGUUUUGCUACCUUCUCCUCCUUGUGCUCCUGGUGCUCUCUGCUCUCGUCCACAGAUUUCCGUCAGCUCAACUCACGGACGGCGUGGCUUCACCACGCAGGCUGCGAGGCGUGCAGCAGAGAGGCACGCGGCAGAGACCGGCUCCGAACGAUCUCGUCUCCCAUGCCGCGCGCGCAUGAAGCGCGUGGGGCGGAGAGAGGGAAGGGGGCGCGAGGCGGCGAUCCGCAGUGUUCCGCGCACCUGCUUCAGCGCACGCACGGCUGUCAUCGAUUCGUCCCGCGGCGACCUUUCUAGGGGCGGUUUCGUGGCAACAGCUGCUGCUGCUGAGACAGGGGGGAGAGCAGCCGGGUGUGACAGUAUAGAGCGGAUCGCAGAGCUGAUUCGCCGCACGCAUGCACCUGAGCGCUAUGCGCAUGGCAGCGCGGGACGCGGGGAAGGUGCAGCAGAGAGGGGGAGUGAGGUGGUGCACGAGGGGCAUGGGGAGGAGCCAUUGCGGUCACUGGACGCAGGGCGGUGGGUGAAGCUCAUUUGCGGGGCCAGCUUCGAGUGGAGGUGCAAUGUGAGCAGAGUGGAAAUGCACGAGGGGCAGGUGGCACCGUGGCAGAGCCGUUUCACUCACUGCAGGAGGGGCGGUGGUUGUCUUGAAGCUCAUAUUACGUGGGGGCAGCGCAGCUUCGAGGUGAGCUGUGCUGCUGUCACUCACGGCUUCCCUUUUGAGAUUCCCUGUGGGCUGUGCCUGCACCUGGACCAUGCUGCCAACGCAUCCCCCUCUCCCUGUGCCUGCACCUGGACCAUGCUGCCAACGCAUCCCCCUCUCCCUGUGCCUGCACCUGGACCAUGCUGCCAACGCAUCCCCCUCUCCCUGUGCCUGCACCUGGACCAUGCUGCCAACGCAUCCCCCUCUCCCUGUGCCUGCACCUGGACCGUGCUGCCAACGCAUCCCCCUCUCCCUGUGCCUGCACCUGGACCAUGCUGCCAACGCAUCCCCCUCUCCCUGUGCCUGCACCUGGACCAUGCUGCCAACGCAUCCCCCUCUCCCUGUGCCUGCACCUGGACCAUGCUGCCAACGCAUCCCCCUCUCCCUGUGCCUGCACCUGGACCGUGCUGCCAACCCAUCCCCCUCUCCCUGUGCCUGCACCUGGACCAUGCUGCCAACGCAUCCCCCUCUCCCUGUGCCUGCACCUGGACCGUGCUGCCAACGCAUCCCCCUCUCCCUGUGCCUGCACCUGGACCGUGCUGCCAACGCAUCCCCCUCUCCCUGUGCCUGCACCUGGACCAUGCUGCCAACGCAUCCCCCUCUCCCUGUGCCUGCACCUGGACCGUGCUGCCAACGCAUCCCCCUCUCCCUGUGCCUGCACCUGGACCGUGCUGCCAACGCAUCCCCCUCUCCCUGUGCCUGCACCUGGACCGUGCUGCCAACGCAUCCCCCUCUCCCUGUGCCUGCACCUGGACCAUGCUGCCAACGCAUCCCCCUCUCCCUGUGCCUGCACCUGGACCAUGCUGCCAACGCAUCCCCCUCUCCCUGUGCCUGCACCUGGACCAUGCUGCCAACGCAUCCCCCUCUCCCUGUGCCUGCACCUGGACCGUGCUGCCAACGCAUCCCCCUCUCCCUGUGCCUGCACCUGGACCGUGCUGCCAACGCAUCCCCCUCUCCCUGUGCCUGCACCUGGACCAUGCUGCCAACGCAUCCCCCUCUCCCUGUGCCUGCACCUGGACCAUGCUGCCAACGCAUCCCCCUCUCCCUGUGCCUGCACCUGGACCAUGCUGCCAACGCAUCCCCCUCUCCCUGUGCCUGCACCUGGACCAUGCUGCCAACGCAUCCCCCUCUCCCUGUGCCUGCACCUGGACCGUGCUGCCAACGCAUCCCCCUCUCCCUGUGCCUGCACCUGGACCAUGCUGCCAACGCAUCCCCCUCUCCCUGUGCCUGCACCUGGACCGUGCUGCCAACGUAUCCCCCUCUCCCUGUGCCUGCACCUGGACCGUGCUGCCAACGCAUCCCCCUCUCCCUGUGCCUGCACCUGGACCAUGCUGCCAACGCAUCCCCCUCUCCCUGUGCCUGCACCUGGACCAUGCUGCCAACGCAUCCCCCUCUCCCUGUGCCUGCACCUGGGCCAUGCUGCCAACGCAUCCCCCUCUCCCUGUGCCUGCACCUGGACCAUGCUGCCAACGCAUCCCCCUCUCCCUGUGCCUGCACCUGGACCGUGCUGCCAACGCAUCCCCCUCUCCCUGUGCCUGCACCUGGACCAUGCUGCCAACGCAUCCCCCUCUCCCUGUGCCUGCACCUGGACCAUGCUGCCAACGCAUCCCCCUCUCCUUGUGCCUGCACCUGGACCGUGCUGCCAACGCAUCCCCCUCUCCCUGUGCCUGCACCUGGACCGUGCUGCCAACGCAUCCCCCUCUCCCUGUGCCUGCACCUGGACCAUGCUGCCAACGCAUCCCCCUCUCCCUGUGCCUGCACCUGGACCAUGCUGCCAACGCAUCCCCCUCUCCCUGUGCCUGCACCUGGACCAUGCUGCCAACGCAUCCCCCUCUCCCUGUGCCUGCACUUGGACAAUGCUGCCAACGCAUCCCCCUCUCCCUGUGCCUGCACCUGGACCAUGCUGCCAACGCAUCCCCCUCUCCCUGUGCCUGCACCUGGACCAUGCUGCCAACGCAUCCCCCUCUCCCUGUGCCUGCACCUGGACCAUGCUGCCAACGCAUCCCCCUCUCCCUGUGCCUGCACCUGGACCAUGCUGCCAACGCAUCCCCCUCUCCCUGUGCCUGCACCUGGACCGUGCUGCCAACGCAUCCCCCUCUCCCUGUGCCUGCACCUGGACCGUGCUGCCAACGCAUCCCCCUCUCCCUGUGCCUGCACCUGGACCAUGCUGCCAACGCAUCCCCCUCUCCCUGUGCCUGCACCUGGACCAUGCUGCCAACGCAUCCCCCUCUCCCUGUGCCUGCACCUGGACCGUGCUGCCAACGCAUCCCCCUCUCCCUGUGCCUGCACCUGGACCGUGCUGCCAACGCAUCCCCCUCUCCCUGUGCCUGCACCUGGACCAUGCUGCCAACGCAUCCCCCUCUCCCUGUGCCUGCACCUGGACCGUGCUGCCAACGCAUCCCCCUCUCCCUGUGCCUGCACCUGGACCAUGCUGCCAAUGCAUCCCCCUCUCCCUGUGCCUGCACCUGGACCGUGCUGCCAACGCAUCCCCCUCUCCCUGUGCCUGCACCUGGACCGUGCUGCCAACGCAUCCCCCUCUCCCUGUGCCUGCACCUGGACCGUGCUGCCAACGCAUCCCCCUCUCCCUGUGCCUGCACCUGGACCAUGCUGCCAACGCAUCCCCCUCUCCCUGUGCCUGCACCUGGACCGUGCUGCCAACGCAUCCCCCUCUCCCUGUGCCUGCACCUGGACCAUGCUGCCAACGCAUCCCCCUCUCCCUGUGCCUGCACCUGGACCAUGCUGCCAACGCAUCCCCCUCUCCCUGUGCCUGCACCUGGACCGUGCUGCCAACGCAUCCCCCUCUCCCUGUGCCUGCACCUGGACCGUGCUGCCAACGCAUCCCCCUCUCCCUGUGCCUGCACCUGGACCAUGCUGCCAACGCAUCCCCCUCUCCCUGUGCCUGCACCUGGACCGUGCUGCCAACGCAUCCCCCUCUCCCUGUGCCUGCACCUGGACCGUGCUGCCAACGCAUCCCCCUCUCCCUGUGCCUGCACCUGGACCGUGCUGCCAACGCAUCCCCCUCUCCCUGUGCCUGCACCUGGACCGUGCUGCCAACGCAUCCCCCUCUCCCUGUGCCUGCACCUGGACCGUGCUGCCAACGCAUCCCCCUCUCCCUGUGCCUGCACCUGGACCGUGCUGCCAACGCAUCCCCCUCUCCCUGUGCCUGCACCUGGACCAUGCUGCCAACGCAUCCCCCUCUCCCUGUGCCUGCACCUGGACCAUGCUGCCAACGCAUCCCCCUCUCCUUGUGCCUGCACCUGGACCGUGCUGCCAACGCAUCCCCCUCUCCCUGUGCCUGCACCUGGACCGUGCUGCCAACGCAUCCCCCUCUCCCUGUGCCUGCACCUGGACCGUGCUGCCAACGCAUCCCCCUCUCCCUGUGCCUGCACCUGGACCGUGCUGCCAACGCAUCCCCCUCUCCCUGUGCCUGCACCUGGACCGUGCUGCCAACGCAUCCCCCUCUCCCUGUGCCUGCACCUGGACCGUGCUGCCAACGCAUCCCCCUCUCCCUGUGCCUGCACCUGGACCGUGCUGCCAACGCAUCCCCCUCUCCCUGUGCCUGCACCUGGACCAUGCUGCCAACGCAUCCCCCUCUCCCUGUGCCUGCACCUGGACCAUGCUGCCAACGCAUCCCCCUCUCCCUGUGCCUGCACCUGGACCAUGCUGCCAACGCAUCCCCCUCUCCCUGUGCCUGCACCUGGACCAUGCUGCCAACGCAUCCCCCUCUCCCUGUGCCUGCACCUGGACCGUGCUGCCAACGCAUCCCCCUCUCCCUGUGCCUGCACCUGGACCGUGCUGCCAACGCAUCCCCCUCUCCCUGUGCCUGCACCUGGACCAUGCUGCCAACGCAUCCCCCUCUCCCUGUGCCUGCACCUGGACCGUGCUGCCAACGCAUCCCCCUCUCCCUGUGCCUGCACCUGGACCAUGCUGCCAACGCAUCCCCCUCUCCCUGUGCCUGCACCUGGACCGUGCUGCCAACGCAUCCCCCUCUCCCUGUGA
Messenger RNA from Closterium sp. Naga37s-1, 4755 nucleotides. NCBI's taxonomy places the organism in Eukaryota, Viridiplantae, Streptophyta, Zygnematophyceae, Desmidiales, Closteriaceae. The record is from the annotation of a GenBank genome assembly.